Molecule: messenger RNA, 597 nt
Organism: Symbiodinium natans
Lineage: Eukaryota; Dinophyceae; Suessiales; Symbiodiniaceae
Source: the annotation of a GenBank genome assembly
AUGUUCACCUUAGCCCUGGUCGCGGAUGACAUACCUAUUCGGCCAGAGGACUUCCGCGACGAUCACCGAGAUAGACUCAAAAGGCAGAUUCAGCUGCGCUUUGUGGACCGCGUGCUGCCCAAUGUGGGCCUCUGCAUCGAGUUCUACAACUUCGUGAGCAUCAAGGAUGCCAUUAUCUAUCCCGGUGAUGGCCAGCAGUCGUGCGGCGAAGCCUCCGUCAAGGUGGAGUUCAACUUGAUUGUGUUCCAACCGCUCCUUGAUGAGUGGCUUGUUGGCUGCAUCGACUCCUCCACAACACGUGGCAUCACAGUUUCCCUGGGAUUCUUUCAGGACGUGGAGAUUCCAUCCGCGAAUUUACGCACACCAUACACCUUUGACGAGGUGCAUGGUACGUGGGUUUGGCUUUACCACGACGAGGAGAGCAAAGAGACAACGAAUUUCUUUUACGAGAAGGGCGAACUCAUUCGCUUUCGCGUCACAGCCAUCAACUUUCCGGAUGCCUCAUGGCCAAAGGAGCGGAGGCUGCGCCAGCCGAUGUCCAUCAUCGGGGCGGUUGAUCGCGAUGGACUGGGGCUGCUAAGCUGGUGGCCCCAUUGA